Candidozyma duobushaemuli is the source of this 1161-nucleotide messenger RNA. RefSeq lists its product as uncharacterized. Gene Ontology annotation, molecular function: fluconazole transmembrane transporter activity. The record is from RefSeq and is a predicted model, not a curated record. Gene Ontology annotation, biological process: xenobiotic detoxification by transmembrane export across the plasma membrane. The coding region runs from base 1 to 1161 and encodes 386 amino acids. The transcript has 2 exons. NCBI's taxonomy places the organism in Eukaryota, Fungi, Ascomycota, Pichiomycetes, Serinales, Metschnikowiaceae.
AUGUUUUUGUACAAAUUCUUUCGCGAGAGCUUCUUCGGUAGGACCUUGUAUCACCUUUCUGGGAGAAGGGUCCUAAAUUAUGCCGAGGAGGACAAGAACUAUGUGAUUCCGGAAAAGUAUCUUCAAGGCUUUGAACUCUCUUUUGAGACCGGCCUGAAAGGGCCCGACGGAAAAUUGGACGGAGACUCCGAUAUUAUUCUUGUUCAAUUUGAUGGUGAUGACGAUCCAGACAACCCUUACAAUUGGCCCUUGAAAUACAAGUCAUUCUUCAUUGCCCAGGUGAUGAUACUCACUACCUUUGUAUAUAUGGCAUCGGCUAUCUACAUCCCUGGCAUUGAGGCUAUAAUGGAGGAUAUGGGAAUUAGUCAGGUAGUGGCCACCCUACCUUUGACAUUGUUUGUGUUUGGCUAUGGAAUCGGUCCAAUGGUGUUUUCACCAUUAUCUGAAAACGCAAAGUAUGGUCGGACAUCCAUAUAUAUCAUAACUUUGUUCAUAUUCUUCAUUCUUCAGAUCCCCACUGCGCUUGUUCACAACAUUACGGGCUUGUGUAUUUUGCGGUUCAUUUCAGGUCUCUUUGCAAGUCCAUGCUUGGCAACGGGCGCCGCAUCAGUUGCAGAUGUGGUCGCUUUGCCACACAUCCCAAUUGCGAUUACCUUCUGGGCUCUUUCUUCAAUUUGUGCCCCAUCCGCAGGUCCCUUGUUCGGUGCUAUUUUGACCGUCAAGGCUAACUAUCAUUGGUCUUUUUGGUUUGUUUGUAUCACAUCUGGAGUGUCUUUUGUCGUUCUUGGGGCAAUGCUUCCAGAGUCUUACUCCAAAACCAUAUUAUACAGAAAAGCGGAGCGGAUCCGAGCAUUAACAGGAAAUCACAAUAUUUUAAGCGAGGGUCAUAUUGAAGUUUCUCAAACCACAAAGAGAGAGAUGCUUAUCGAGACACUCUGGCGUCCAAUAGAGGUGAUCAUUUUCGAGCCUGUGGUUUUACUUAUCAACGUGUACAUCGGCUUGGUAUAUUCGGUCAUGUAUUUGUGGUUUGAUGCUUUUCCAAUCGUGUUCCUUGACACUAACGGUUUCACGCUAGUUGAGAUGGGAGUUGCGUACAUGUGCAUAUUGGUUGGUAUCCUUGUUGCAGCCUCCAUUUAUGUGCCCAUGUACCAGCCCACAUAG